Drosophila nasuta is the source of this 1074-nucleotide messenger RNA. RefSeq names its product cuticle protein vajk3 (gene Vajk3). The record is from RefSeq and is a predicted model, not a curated record. The transcript has 3 exons. The coding region runs from base 135 to 971 and encodes 278 amino acids. NCBI's taxonomy places the organism in Eukaryota, Metazoa, Arthropoda, Insecta, Diptera, Drosophilidae.
AUAAAAGUGCGCCACUGACCACAGACAGCAUCCAGUCAAAGGUUUGGAAUCGUGUGUGAUUCUACACUCCUUAAACAGUUGAUUUCAAUAAUAUUUCUGAGUUGCUCCCUUGGCAAGUCCCAACACACUUCACAAUGAAAGUUUUCAUCUGCUUAGCCGCUCUGCUGGUGGCCUCAGCCUGCGCCAGCAAGACCGAGGAGGAGAAGGUUCCACUGGAGAAGAAGCUGGACAAGCGCGGUCUGCUUGAUCUCGGCUAUGGCUAUGGCCAUGCUGGUCUCGAUGUUGGCCACAUUGGUCACGGCUCCCUCGCCGGUGGUCUGACCGGCUACGGUCACUCUGCCCCCGCCGCCGUUGCUGUGGGACACAGCGGUCCUGCCAUCGCCUAUGGCCACAGCGCUCCCGCCGUUGCCGUCCAAGCUCACGCCGUGCCCGCCCCCUAUGUGAUCAGCAAGCAGGCUGAUGUGCACAAGACCAUCACCAUCACCAAGGGCAUCCCAGUGCCCGUACAUGUCGAUCGCCCCUACCCCGUUGUGCAUGAGAAGCGCGUGCCCGUUGAGGUUAAGGUGCCCGUGCCCCAGCCCUAUGAGGUGAUCAGGAAGGUCGCUGUCCCUGUCAAGGAAUACGUCAAGGUGCCCGUCCCAGUGCCACAGCCCUACGAAGUCAUCCGUCACGAGAAGGUGCCAAUCCAUGUGCCCGUCGACCGUCCAGUGCCCGUUGAGGUACCCAAGCCAUACCCCGUCCCCGUCGAGAAGCCCUACCCCGUCUACGUGGAGAAGGUGCAGAAGGUGCCCGUGCACAUCCCCGUCGACCGUCCAUACCCCGUCUACGUCAAGGUGCCCGUUGUCUCGCACUCCGUGGUGAAGCACGCACCUUCCGUUGCCGUCAGCAGCAUCCCCGUCAGCCACUACCCCGUCAGCAGCAUCGGUCAUGACGCCACCGUCUACGCCGACCAUGGUGGUUACCACAAGUAGAGCGGGAGCGAAUUCAAAUGGAGCAAACGGGAUUCACAAGAAAUAUGCCGAAUCAAAUUUAGCAACAUUUUUUUCAAUUCUAUCCAAAAAAAAAACAAAGAAA